AGUUGAAUCAGCAAUGCCCUGUAAGUAGGUUGUCAAAUCAUCGAUCGUCAAUCGCAUCAUUUAAGAAGCACGAAGCUGCAGUCGACGAACCUCUUCGUUCUUACGAUGUGAGCAGUUUUGUGGGGGAGUUUCUCAAAUGCUCCCAUACCACAAAAAUAGCCAACUGUAGGGAAGCUUGUGGGUUAGAUAGUUCAUUGUCUGUAUGCAUUCUAAUUAGUAAAAGAAUGUGGACUAUUCCAGACGCGUAGUAUUGGUGCUGGUCGACUCUGGUGAAUUGGGGUGCGAGUGGUGGUUAGUUUUUUUUAUUUCGUAGGCUUGGUGGCAAACCUACAAAUACCGCCAUACAUCUGUCUGUCGUUGCGCCGGCUCAGGGGUCCCCGAAUGUCCGAAGCAGGUUUGUCCCCGCGGGCUCGGUUCUUCUCUCUGUGUGUUCGCGUGCACGAUUAUAAAAGUAGCAGCUACGGUAUCAAGUGCUCGCACAACACACGACGAGCCUCGAUCGGAAGAUCUUUUUAGUUGCAGUGAACAUAAAGUCACGCGGAAGCAAGAAUCAGAUCUCCUUAGCGAUGGACGCGAUCCGAUGUCUAUUCGCAAUCAUCAUAGUGCUAACAACGGCUUGCUGUCAGCCGGUUACUGGACAAUUUAAACAGUGCGCCAGGGAGAAAGACUGUAUCGAUAUCCGAGAAUGCGCCAUGUUUGGGCCACAUUUCACGGAGCCAGCCAAGUGGACCGACAGCCUCAAGUUCGAAUUCGGUAAACGAGUUUGCAAACGUGAGUCAGUGAAUGGUGUCAAUGUGUUUAAGGUUUGCUGUCCAUCGGAAGUAACCAAUCUCGGAGAUAGUGGUGGAGCUAGUGGUCGCCGUGGCAUGGACCUGCUGAAUACUCAGGAUUGUGGCUCAAUCUCCGACGAUCGAAUAGCGCACGGGAAGACUGCCAAGUUGUACAUGUUUCCAUGGAUGGCUCUGUUGGAAAAUAACAUUGGGAAGUUCCCGUGUGGAGCGACACUGAUUGCCGACCGAUACGUACUGACGGCAGCCCACUGCGUGCGCGAUGGAGACGUCGUUUCGGUGAGGUUGGGCGAGUACGAUCUGGAUAAGGAGAUCGAUUGUGAUAAGGGUGGUCAAGAUUGUGCUCAACCUGUGCAAGACAUUCCCGUUGAGCGUGUAAUUAUACACGAUAACUACAGCAGCCGAUUCAAGCGAAACGAUAUUGCCCUGAUCCGACUCGCAGAAAAGGCUUCAUUGAAUGACAAUGUAAAGCCAAUCUGUUUGCCCGUUGGACCACUGAUGCGAACUACCCAGAAAAAUUAUUUUGUCGCGGGUUGGGGUAGCACACACAAUGCCGACAAAUCAUCCAAGCUCCAGUUUGCAAUUCUGACCUUAAUGCCAAACGACAAAUGUUUGCAACGUCUGCGUCUUGAGGAUAGAUAUGUUAAGGUAGAGGAUAGUCAGAUGUGUGCGAUCGGAGCAAAUCUGAGUGACAAUUGUUCCGGAGACUCAGGUGGACCAUUGAAAACGAUCAGUCAAAGUGCCCAGUUCGUGCAAUAUGGGGUCGUGUCAUUUGGGCUGAACACCUGCGGUAAAGUGAGUGCUCCGGGUGUGUAUACACGGGUGGAUAAAUACAUUGACUGGAUUCUAGAUAAUCUUGAAGAAUAAGAUGGAACUCUUACCAGUCGAUAAUUUUUUCAUAGCCCAACCGUAGGUUGAUAGUCGAUAGCUAGAGCUCCAGGACGAGAUCCUUUAGAUCGUAUGUGCACAAAAGAACGUUAUUUUAUGUCUAAUUGUAAGGCGCUUUGAAAGCUGAACAAACCACUCAGAUAUUGACACUCAGAAAUGUUAAGAAUUUUACUUUAAAAACAAAUAAAAUGAACCCAACAGAUAGCAAAACCCCCGGUUGUUGCGUUGUCUCUAGCGUGCAUAUAAAGUUUGUUUGAAGAUUAUAAAAAAAAAACUGAUUCACAUCAUAUAUAAUGUUCAAUUUCGUUGGAACAGUGAUACGAGUCGAUUCUUGGUGUUGACUCAACCAGUUCUUCCCCAUCAUCUAGAUGACGCAACUCUUACGAUCAUCCUAGAAACACAAACGGGAACAACAAGAAAGCAGAUGGUCUAACGUUAUUCUACCGUGGCUGAGUAGUUCUUCGAAUCCAAAUAAUUCAUUCACUAUCGAACAAAAUUUUGUAACUGUAUUUUGUGCUGUAUCUUGGUGACAACAACAUUCUAAUUGCACAAAAGCAGGUUAAUAAUAAUUUAAAUACAACAGCAUAUUUUUUUAGCUGAUACCUUACAGAAUAGCAUAUUUUAUAUUUCAUUAAAGUGGAAUUCUACCAUUCGUUAAGAAGGGAGGACUUCCAAUGCGAAAAACCCAGCAGUUUUUAUUUAUGGAAAACCCAACGAUUGUAGGAAAUCCAUUGAAGACUCUUAAAAAAUCAGAAGGCGUUAGAGCAAUUGCGGGCAAGUAUGGCAUAAACCUUUCAUUCCUCGGACGAAAGUAUAUACAACCAAUUUUAAAUUAUGCUGUAGAUCAACAUUGUCCUAUCAUUUGCGUCUUUGGUUCCAACAUAUUUGGCUUUAAUAAAAAGUUAAAGUCGCCGCUUAAAUAUAAAUUUAUACGACACUCCCAAAGAUCAUAUCUAAUUGCUAGACAGACUAUCAAUUUUCGUUUCUAAUUUUAAACCUGUUGAAAUAUGUUGAUGAUAAUUUUCCAAGUUUCAAAUUUUAAAAGAAAUCCAAAGCGAAAGAGUCCAAUUCGCUAGUUUUGUAUGCAGACGCCAGCUUAAGCUGUAUAUAAUUGAAAUUAGAACA
Molecule: messenger RNA, 2801 nt
Organism: Anopheles aquasalis
Lineage: Eukaryota; Metazoa; Arthropoda; Insecta; Diptera; Culicidae
Product: serine protease grass-like
Biological process (GO): proteolysis
Molecular function (GO): serine-type endopeptidase activity
Source: RefSeq, a predicted model, not a curated record